UCAAGUCAAUUAAUUGUCAUGGUGGGACGUAGGUAGUAGGGAAUAAAGGUGUUUCUUUUUAUAUUUAAUGUGAAUUUUUACUUUUAACUUGAUGUUAUCUUUAAAUAAUUUUGUUUUCUUUGUUUCAUUUUGUACUAUAUACAAGAUUCAUUUCGUCUUUGUAUCAAGGAGUGAAAGCUAGUCAUUCGAAAACAUUGUAAUGGUGAUAAUAAUGGCAUAUCGUGUUUUGUUAGUUUUUAUUUUCGCUAUAUGUGUAAAAACAGAAGAAGAACCGACUUCUUCACAUAUGUCUUCAAAAGAAAGAUUUAGUCUACGGGAAGAAGCCAGGAAAAUGUUUUAUCAUGCUUAUAAUGCAUACAUGGAUAAUGCAUAUCCUGCUGAUGAACUGAUGCCACUAAGUUGUAAAGGGAGAUGGAAAGGUAUCACACCUAGCAGAGGCGAUAUGGAUGACACUCUUGGCAAUUUCUCCCUGACUCUCGUGGACAGUCUUGACACACUGGCGGUGAUGGGCGACUUCUCGGAGUUCAGUCGCGCCAUGAAGCUUGUCAUCAAGGACGUCACCUUCGACCAUGACAUCGUCGUCUCUGUGUUUGAGACUAAUAUCCGUGUCGUUGGUGGUCUGCUGUCGGCGCACGUGAUCGCGACAUCGCUGCAGCCUGAGGUGCCGGUGCUGCAAUGGUAUUCCGGGGAGCUGCUGGCCAUGGCUGAAGACCUCGGGCGGCGGCUGCUGCCGGCAUUUAAUACCUCCACUUCCAUACCCCAUGCUAAUGUGAAUCUUCGGCACGGCAUCCGCGGGAUGUCUGAGUCGCGUGAGACGUGCACGGCGUGCGCGGGCACGAUGAUCCUGGAGAUGGCCGCGCUAUCGCGGCUCACUGGCAACCCUAUCUACGAGCAGAAGGCGCAUAAGGCUAUGGAUCGGCUUUGGAGGAUCAGACAUAGGACGUCAGACUUAAUGGGCACAGUAAUCAACAUUCAUUCAGGCGACUGGGUGCGUAAGGACUCUGGCGUGGGGGCCGGCAUCGACUCUUACUACGAGUACUGUCUCAAGGCGUACAUUCUACUGGGGGACGAGAAGUACCUGGCGCGCUUCAACCGGCACUACAACGCUGUGAUGAAGUACAUCAGUCGAGGACCCGUGAUGCUUGCUGUACAUAUGCACAGGCCUCACCUGCAGUCGCGCAACUUCAUGGACGCGUUGCAGGCGUUCUGGCCGGGGCUGCAGGUGCUGCUGGGCGACGUGCAGCCCGCCGUCGAGACGCACGAAAUGCUUUACCAGGUUAUGCAGCGGCACACCUUUAUACCUGAGGCUUUCACCUCCGAUUUCCAGGUGCACUGGGGCCACCACCCGCUGCGGCCGGAGUUCCUGGAGUCGACGUACUUCCUGCACCGCGCCACGGGCGACGACCACUACCUGCACGUGGGGCGGGCGGUCCUGAAAGCGCUGCAGCAGCACGCGCGUGUGCCGUGUGGAUACGCCGCCGUAAAUGACGUCAGAACUAGGCUACACGAGGACAGAAUGGAUUCGUUCGUACUUGCGGAAACGUUUAAGUACCUUUACAUGUUGUUUGGUGAAGAUAGAGACUUGCCAGUAAAGUUGGAAGACUACCUGUUGACCACGGAGGCGCAUUUCUUGCCGCUGUCGUUAGCCACUGCUGGGAAAAACGUGUCAUACUUCACCCUGAAGAUUGACGACGCUGAUGAAGAUAAAUAUAGGAAGACAUGUCCGAACACCGCAUCUCUGGUGGCGGAGAAGGUGCGGCAGCCGAUGAGGCAGUUGCUGGGGUCGGCGGCGCGGCCCCCCGCGCGCCUCCGCCCCCUCAACGAUCCCCGCCAGAUCCACGCCCUCGCUGACAUGGGCAUAUCCGUGUUGACGCUGCCCGACGGCCGUGUGCAACUGUUAUACACCACCAGCACGGCAAAGUCGGCGAAAGACGCAGCGGAAGGCCUAACAUUUAUGCGGGAGAUGUCAAAAUGGAAUUCGCUGAGCGACGCGGAGAACGGCGUGACGCCAGCGGGCGUGGCGGUGCGCGAGCGCGUGUUCCCGGCCGGGCCGGCGCACUUCGGCGCGGAGCUGCGCGCGCCGCGCGCCGGCGUCGCCGCGCUCGCCGCGCCAUCCGACGCCUGCGCGCCUCUCUCCAACGCGCUACAGGUGCGCGACAGAUUCGCCAUCGCCCACCGCGGCACCUGCACCUUCGCGCAGAAGGUGCGGCACAUUCAGGCCGCCGGCGCCACCCUCGCCAUCAUAUUCGACAACGUCCCAGACUCCACCUACGUCACUACCGCCCUUUUCGCUAUGUCCGGCGACGGGAAGGACGACAUCAAAAUUCCCGCAGUAUUCCUAUUCUCCGAAGAGGCGAAAUUUCUCUCUGACGCUCUCCGAGAUGAUCCCGACCUGCAACUUGUAGUCGGUGAGCUGAAAUCUUUACAGAAAAAAUACGAACACACUUGUGACGAAGGCUCCUGCGACACCGUACUUACUACGCAACCGGAGACUGUAGAUAAAGAAUCUUUCGAUCAUCUCAAGCGUGUACUUAGUCAACUAGUGACCCAGUUCGAGUUAUCCCUCUCUAAUGACGAGCAGAGUGGACAAAAAUCCUGUCAAGAACCAUUCGAGGGAUUAAACAUAUCAAAAGACAAGUUCGUCAACGACGAACGAAGAGUGGAAGGGCCACCAAAUGUGUGUUCAAUCAAAGUUGAACAAAAAAGCCGGGAAACGACCGACCAGGCGCCGGAUGCUAAUGCGGAUAUACCAUGAGAUUUGUCUUAGGUAGUUUUUUAAAUUGUAAAUAAAAUUAAUUGUAUGCAUAUGUAUAGUGUACAUAUUAAGAUAUAUAAGUGAACCUGAGGAAUAUUUGUGCCUUUUCAAAGUCUAAUAUUCGGUUCGUUUAUUUAAUUUUUUUUGUUCAUUAAAUAUUUUUACAGCACACAAUUAAUAUUUUUACAUUUCUUAUUACAAUUUUAUUUUCAAAAUAUACACUCAGAUAAUGUAACUAAGGUAAGACGAAAACAAGACGUGUCUUGUUUUCAUCUUACCUUAGUUACAUUAUCUGAGUGUAUAUUUUGGAUCACGUCCAUAUGAAUACAAGUUCGACCACCAAGUCCUGAAUUUAGUCGAAUUGUAUUUUUAGAAACAUCCCAUUCAGAAUACAAUCUUUAACCGGUGAUCUUUUUCGCUGUACAAAAAACAAUAAUUAAUACAACUAUUUAAUAAAUACGUGUUUUUAAAUUUUGAUUAUUUAAAAAUACAGUUUCUGUGGUUACCAACCUUUACAUGUCUUUGUCUAUCUUUAAUUUAUAUCAAACUCACUAUAUAUAUCAAAUGAAACAUUAAUACAUUGUAUUAUUGAUAAUCAUCCUUUCCAAUAUUAUAAGUUCAAGGAAAUGAUGGAUAUUUGAAUUUGUAUUACACUUUCACGCGACUAAACGUACUCGACUAGAUCAUGAAAUUGAGCACACUAUUAGAAGUAAAUGAUUAUUUAUCCGUGAAUUUUCACGAGAAAGCAGGUGCUCAAUUAGUACGUGUACCUACGUACCAAUGAUGGUUACAUAAGUUAGGCAUGUGAGAAAUAGGGUCUUUCCCUAAACAUUAUUUAAAAAAUAAAAUAAUAAAAAUGUGUUUUUACGACAGUGCAUAUACACAUAAUUUAUUUCAGAAUUUAUUUCCUACAUAUGUACCUAUUGGUUACAUUUUUAUACAGGAUUAACUUGUAAUGUUCUCCAGUUAACUAGUACUAUGUAUAUAGACAUGUUUUUUAUUUUUGUUGAUCUAUACUAUAUGCAGGCGCAAGUAUAGAUACAUGUAUAUACUAUAUAUAUAGAUCAACCACAUUAGGUAUGAUCUUUAGAGAUCAUACCUGAUUUGGUCAUAUUCUUAUUUUGUAAAUAAUAGUUUAGGAUUUAUAACAGAUCAGAAUCACUUUUUAUACAAAAAAUAUGAUAUUAUUUAAAAAUUAAUUUAAUAAUUUUGUAAAUAAUUAGGAUCUUAAUAAUGUAAAUCUAUAUAAUUUAAUCAAUAUAUAUAUUAGAAUACAAAUCAAAGGAAUUAACAUAAGCUCGAAACUUGUGUUAAUGAAUACUAACUCAAGCAUACUAUAUUUUGUUACACGUAUAGAUAAAAAUGGUGAUGUUAUGAUUCCUAUUAUAGACGAAAUUUGUGUUAUACAUGUUUCCCCGCCAUAGGAAAUAUUAUAAUAAGUGCAUCACUGAAAUCAUAGACAUAUUGACUUGUAUUGUGCACCAACGUAACAGGUGGCUUGUGUUGGUGCUGCCAUCUACGCAGAAUAUUGCAUAACAUUCCCUAUAGGCGUCUGUAUUUUCACCUUCUCGGUUGACUUUUUUUGUAGGACUGAUGUUAAAUCUGGAUUGGAAUCGACAAAGAGUUUACUGUGUCCUGUUUUCUUUUUAAACUAUGCAAUUUAUGAUUAAAUAUUGUAAAAAAAACU
Messenger RNA from Plodia interpunctella (Indianmeal moth), 4442 nucleotides. RefSeq names its product ER degradation enhancer, mannosidase alpha-like 2 (gene Edem2). Gene Ontology annotation, biological process: endoplasmic reticulum mannose trimming; mannose trimming involved in glycoprotein ERAD pathway; carbohydrate metabolic process. The record is from RefSeq and is a predicted model, not a curated record. The transcript has 11 exons. Gene Ontology annotation, cellular component: membrane; endoplasmic reticulum. The coding region runs from base 200 to 2755 and encodes 851 amino acids. Lineage: Eukaryota; Metazoa; Arthropoda; Insecta; Lepidoptera; Pyralidae. Gene Ontology annotation, molecular function: mannosyl-oligosaccharide 1,2-alpha-mannosidase activity; calcium ion binding.